Pomacea canaliculata is the source of this 11305-nucleotide messenger RNA. RefSeq lists its product as uncharacterized. Gene Ontology annotation, molecular function: protein binding. NCBI's taxonomy places the organism in Eukaryota, Metazoa, Mollusca, Gastropoda, Architaenioglossa, Ampullariidae. The coding region runs from base 285 to 8636 and encodes 2783 amino acids. Gene Ontology annotation, biological process: signal transduction; regulation of DNA-templated transcription. The transcript has 56 exons. The record is from RefSeq and is a predicted model, not a curated record. Gene Ontology annotation, cellular component: nucleus.
CCCCUCCCAACCGUGUCUGCAGACUUGGCGCGAAAAGCAUUCAAGCGCUGGCCGGGUGAUAACCCCGUGACGGAAGGAGAGCGGGAGGGGAUCGACUAGCGACAGAAUGGAGAUGCGGAGAUGUUUUGGAGAAAAGUCGGGCGUGAAGCUGGUGGAGACGGCAGGAGGACAGAACGUGAGGAGACAGCGCAGAGGCGAGAGCUACAACAUGGAACCCAUGACAGUGUUAUUUGUUUUUAUGGUGUGGAAAACUCAUGGUAUGUUCAUGUUUUUAAAAGAAAAACAUGAAGAAAGCUAAAAGCUCUAAAGCUCCUGAAAAGCCCAAAUCAUUGCCAAGUAAACUAAGUUCCUAUCCUCAACAAGAGCUUAAAAAAGGAAAAUCAGGCUCUGGAUUUUCAAAUGCAAGCUUGCUAAGCAAGGACUUUUCAACUAGCCUGAGAGCAGUUGAAACCUUGAAAGAUGAGUAUAGCAUGAUACAAAACAACAACACAGCGGAAAAUGACCUGGAAGAAAGUGUUUCAGGCCUACAUGCUUCAUCAGUUAAAAAUCCACUGGGCACCUCUGUUACAUUUGGACCUCUUCAUGACUUCCUUCAAGACCAAGAAAUAUUUCCAAUUAAACAUGUCCAGACCUUUAUACAAGGACUUCACCCAGAGAACUACAACAUUUUGGACUUCACUGGUUGUACACAAGUGACAGACUGUGUUUUCUUUGCUAUGCUGGAGCUCUUACCUUCAUGUGAAGCUAACUUAAAAAGCGUCUCUGCAGUUCGAUUAGGUGGCUGCCAUUUCAUGACAGAUAAAGGUGUAGAGUGCAUCGCUCACCUUUUCCCCUCGUUAAAAAAGCUUAUACUGGAUGGGUGUCCAUACAUCACAGAGGCAUCUCUUGCAGUUGUUGCAGAAUGCUGUCAAAACCUAGAUACUCUGCAGAUUUCUGGUACUAAUACAGUUGUUUUACCACGGAUGCUGUCACAUGUUCUUCUUGUAAAUACUUGCUGUCCCUUUGCCUCCCCAAUGGCAACUGAGAUGAUAGAUACCCCGGCAGCGGCUAAAGACAUCAUGAAGGCCUGUAUUGUGCACAAAGAAAUGCAGACAGCUGUCAGCAUUUUGAACAUUUUACACGAAGACAAAGAUUUGGCUUUUACAUUUCCUGUUUCAUACAAGCCCAGCAUAUCAUGUGGAAUGAAUCUGCAGCUAAAUGUGAUCGAAUGUGAUGAGAUUACUUUAGAUCUAUUUAUGGGUCCAGGCUGGGCAGUGUAUAUCAUUCCAGUAGAACUCACCGAAACAACCAAUAUUGAGAAAGAGGCCACGUGGGUAUUGAGCAUUAUGAUCUCCAUAUUGUGCAAAACAAGCAGUGGGGCAUUUGUUCUUCUGGGACUUAGCUCAGACCAAACCAGUGUCAUAUCUGUUGACUCAGUCAAGGAUAAAGUGGACCUGCUGGUUGCAAGUUUCCUAAGUUUUCAGCAAAGACAGCGUACUGUGAAUGCUGAACCCAAGAUCAUGGCUGAGCAGCUGAGACUUGAUCAGAUGGAGCGCAACAUUAGAUGUUGCAAGAAGCUACAGCUGACAGCUCUUAAAAUCAACAUGAAUCAGAAAGAAAAGGCUGGUAGCAUACUAAAAGAACACCUGACAGCUGUGUGUGCCAGGAAUCCUGAGGCCUCAUCUCUCUGCCCUAUGUUAUGUGACUUCCUGAGUGGAGCAUUCGAACAAGAUGCAACAGAUCUGAGUACUGGAAUGUAUACUCUUAAUAGUGCUGCUGAGAGACUUCUGCCAGGAACACAGUUCACCUCUGUACUGGAGGCCCAAGGUGCUAUUUUGUUCCUGACUAAAGUGGGUAAACUGACUUCCUGGAAACAGCCCAAUGGGUCAGACAUGUACAUAAGCACAUCACUCAUGUGUAACAUCCUUAACCAAUUGGUGUCUGCAAAGCAUGAUGCUGAUAUCAACAAUGCCAUGGUUCCUUUAGUCAGUGAUUCAACUCCAGUAUUGUCAGAAAGCAACAUGAAAGACAUUGCUGCUAAAUCCAAUGCUGACAUCGCUGUUGUCCAGAAUGUUGUGAAUGAUAUGGCAAUCUACAGCCAUGGAAGAGUAAUACCACUGUCCUAUCUUCAAGAAAAUCCUGAGAUAUCUCUGGACUCCUUUUCCACAGCAAAAGAUGAUACUGAUUGUCUGAAAGUGACUUACAAUUUUUUGCUGCCUACAUUUGUUCCCAUCUGUCUUUGGAUGAAACUAGUGGCCAGACUAGUAACUGUGCAUCGCCCACUUCACGUCUGGCGUCAUGGCAUCAUCAUACAAGAUGGAAUAGUAGAACUUCUUGUGACAUGUACAGGUGAUGCGAUCACAAUUGUUGCACAAACAAUAAAAGUGGAAAACAGCAAAGUACAGGAAGUGACCCCGCAAUGUGUCAUGCUGUUGUGGGAUUGUAUUGAGCUGUAUAGAGUAAUUACAGAACACAUCAUCAGAAUGACUGGUUUGUCUCCAGAGAUAAGACUCAUAGCUGAUCAUCCUUGCCCAGACAAGGCUACAGGAAUCCAUCAUGGGCACAGAUUCAAGGAUGGGGACAGUUUUUGCCUUACGUGUGGACAGAAUAGCUCAAAGCUGGAAUAUCUUCAGAUUGUGGACUCAGAUCUAAAUCCUCCUGUGAUAACAAAAGAAAGGGUUAGUUUUCGUAAAGGCUCUAAACAAGGCAGCGUUCAAGGGUCACAGGUCACCCUUUUUCCUGGAGUUGUAGCCAAUAUCUUGUCUGCCCUUACUGGAAUGGGCAUUCGAAGUUGUAGCAUCCUGUUGAUGGGAGGCAACCUACAAUGUUUACAGAUGAAACUAAGUUGUGCAGGUAACAGUCACCUCAUUCCAUUCUCUGGAAAACAGACAUUGUCCUUGACAAGAAAACAUUCAGCAAAUGGCCAAGCACCAACAGAAAUCUCCAAAAUGGAACCUGGAGUUAUGGUUAACAUUAGGCUGCAGCAGUCUUCAGAGUCCAAACAGGAGUGUGUUGUAGACUGUAGAGGGGUGGUACUGGCACAGGAAACCUUGCCAUCUGGGAACUGUCGCCUUGAUCUGCAGAUGGUACAGCCUGAAGAUAGUGCAGAUGCUCUUUCCCCAGAUGAUUACGUUCAGUUUUCAGUUCUCAGCCGCUCUUUUGGGACAAGGGAAGCAACACUAGAACUUCAUGUGGGCAUGAGGCUGGAGGCAGUAGACAGGCUAAAUCCACAUCUUAUUUGUGUGGCAACAAUAGCGGAUAUCCAGCAAGAAAGAGAAGGUCAUGGUGGCCAACUAUUGAUACAUUUUGAUGGCUGGUCAUCACGGUAUGACUACUGGGCAGAGUAUGACAGUCCAGACCUUCAUCCGAUUGGCUUUAUGGCAGAAGUAGGCUUUCAGAUACCAGACAUUAGAGGACAAAUUCAGCCACCAAAAGAUUAUAACCAAGUUGAGUUUGACUGGGCAACUUAUCUUCAAGAAGUAUCUGCUGAACCUGUACCUUAUGACUUUUUCACAAAUAAUCAGACUGCUGGCACCUCACCAGAUAAAUACUAUGAUGUCUGUCUUAUCCUGGGUAUUGAUGUUCGUUUCAAGUCAGGACAUCAAGCUUGCUCAGGAAAUCUAACCCAGAAUGGAGUGCUAGAAGGGCUGGUAAAGCUAAUGACAUCUCAGAGUUCUACUCAGACCCACAGCUUUGUGAAGAACAAUCAUCGCCUCUUUUGCCUCUUACCUUCUAACUUUGACCUUCAUACUCUUCGCUACCCAAGUCUUAAGUCACUCUUCAGACCAAAGACUCAAAAGCUUCAUGUGUUAUGCCCUGGCCAAGACAAUCAACAUCACUUAAUGAAUUUUGAGGGCCUGAACUGUGCCUCAGUUGUCAAGACCUACAUGGGGCUUGAGAAUUUCCUUUGUCAUGUUUACUUGCUUUUGCUGGCACAGGAGAAAACGCUACCAUCAAUAUGCAAUAACCUGUGUAAAGGUUCCGAAGAAGUGUCUCCUGAGCAGAAACACAGACUAGAAUUGGGAUUUAAGCGAGUAUAUCAUUUGUACUUGAUGAUCUUCAUUUUUCUGGGAGGAAAGUCUCUACUGCAGUCAACAGAAGAAGAAUCUAAGAAGGGACCUCAGCUGGAAGGUCAGCAUGCCUUGGAUCUUAAACGACUGCUGCAAGAAGCAUACCAGAAAAAUGCAACUUUUGCACAGCUGUUUUCCCAUGAUCCGGAGUUUACCAGACUUGAGUGCAAGGUGCACGAAGCUGCUCAUUCUGUUGGCCUUGACUUAGCAACCUUUCCAAUGGAAACAUUCCAAGGCAUGAGUGAAGACAUCAGCAAUCUGAGUAUUGCAAACAAUAAAGUGGACCACUUGCCAAGCACCUUUGGCUCCAGUUUCCCCAAUCUUGUUCACUUGAAUUUGUCAUGCAACCGCCUUGCAGCACUACCUCCUAUGGAUGAGAUCAAGAACUUGGUUGUGUUUGACAUUAGCAAUAACUGCCUUACUUCUGUGGACCUGCCAUCACACUGGAACAGGUCUUUGCAAGAACUAAUUAUCUCCCACAAUCCUCUGCACAAACUGCCAUCCUCUUUGGAUACCAUGGCAUCUUUGACCAAGUUGCUGGCGGAUAAUAUUGGAUCACUGGAUUCCAUGGAUAGCAUUUGCAGUCUUAAGAAACUCAACAUUUUGUCACUUAACUACAAUGUCAUCACGUCUCUGCCAUCUGGCAUCAAGGACCUGCCUCUCACAGUAUUAAACUUGGCAGCAGUUCCUUUGAUCAAACCUUUGCCAUCUUCAGUAGCAGCUUACUCACUAGAAGCAUUUAUUGCAUUCUGUCAUCAAUGGACUGCCACUUCUCAUAUGCUUGAUGAGGAACUGAAAGCCAUCUUCACGCUUGUGGACAAAAGCAGUACCAAGCAGGUUGGCCGUGAUCAAAUUGGAUUUUUAAAUGAGCAGUUGAUGAUGUGUUUACCACGUCUUGGACAGACAGCACAAAGUAUUGGGACAGUUUUCCCCACACCACUUCUAGAGAUAAGUGGGCUUAACAAGCUGGAUCUAAGUUACCAGGGCAUUGUCACAGUGCCAGAUGACAUCAAAGCCAUGAAGAACUUGCAAAUUUUAGUUCUUACAGGAUGUCAGAUGCUGGAGAGUUUGUCACCUGAACUUGUAAAUCUGCCAUUAAAAGAAUUAAACCUACAUGAUUGCCUGUUGCUGAAGACACCACCAAAGGAAAUUGUCAGACGAGGUUUCAGUGCUGUUUAUGGCUACUUAAGGCGCCUUUUGAUGGGCUCUUCACCUUGCAAGCGCACAAAGCUCAUGAUGGUAGGACUUGGUGGAGCUGGUAAAACCAGUCUUGUGAGAGCGCUGACAUUGGAGAAUUUCAGAAUAAACUAUGACUACAAUGAAAUGAUCACAGAUGGUAUUGACAUCAGUAAAUGGAAUGUGACAGUUCAGGGGGAGAGAGAGCCACUGCAGUACAGUGUCUGGGACUUUGCAGGGCAAACUGUUUAUUACAACACACAUCAGUUCUUCCUGUCCAAUCGGGCAGUCUACCUGUUACUGUGGAAUGUCCGUCUGGGCUAUGAGCAUGCUGGUCUUGAUUUUUGGCUCAGCUCUAUUGCUUGCCAUGCACCAAAGGCACCGGUGCUUGUAGUGGGAACACACUGUGACAAGGUUGAGAAGUCUGUCAUCCCCUCAGCAGAGCUCAAGCAAAAAUUCCCUCAAAUCACUGGCUUUCAUUUUGUUAGCUCCUACACAGGGGAUGGUUUGCCAAAACUAAGGGAAGACCUAAUUGCAGUCACACUGACCCAAAAAUACAUGGGUGAGAUGAUUCCAGAAGCCUGGUUAAACUUGGAGACAGCUUUGAUGAAUCUACGAACAAUGCAAGGAAAAAAGCUUCUGCCCUGGACUGAAGUGGAGAAGCAGGCCAACGGGUGUGGAAUAUUUGAUGCUGUUGAGAUCACCCAAGCAGUUCAGUUUUUGCAUGACUUGGGCUCCGUGCAGUUCUUUAACACAGAGUUUCUAAGAUCAAAUGUUGUGAUUGAUCCUCAGUGGAUUGUUGAUGUUAUGGCAUGUGUUGUCACAGUUCAUACAGGACCAGUUAAGGAAGGAGUUCUGCACCACAAGGAUAUGGCUGAGGUUUGGAGCGAAUACCCAGCUGAACUUCACCCCUGGCUGCUACGUCUGACAGAAGAAUUUGACCUGACCUUUCCUUUGCCAGAGACUGAAGCAAACAUUGUGCCUUGUCUUCUCCCUGAUGUUGCACCCCAGUAUGAGUGGCCAGAGCCACAACGUGAGAAAGGUGAACGAGAAACCAAGAUGAUUUACAAGUUUUUCUACCUUCCAGUUGGUCUCUUUAAUAGAGCACAGGCAAGAUUGCACACAUUUGCAGACAGUGUUGUGAUGUGGAAGAAAGGCUUCCUGUUAAAGAAAAAUCAGCACCAGGCUCUUAUGCUGCAAAUCAGCAAUACUGAAGUUCAGGUGACUGCGCAAGGGUUCAAACCAGAAAACAUGCUGUUUCUUGUGCAUGAAGUUUUUGAAUGUCUGAUCAGUGAGUCUUACAGUGGUGUCACCUAUGACUUUCUAAUCCCUUGCAUGGAGUGUCAAGCACAGAAUCAGGUUGAUCUCUGCAUGUUCCCUGCAUCAAAAGUGCAACGAGCUAUAGAGCACAAGGCUCCCUUUCUCCAGUGUGACCGUGCUUUUCACAUCAUUUCUUUGCCAGAAAUACAAGCCGUGAUGCCUCCAGACCGCAACUCAGACUUUGAUGAGCACUUAAGGCGAGGUGUGCGUGAAUUGCACACUCUACAGGAGGACCUGUCCAUUAGCAUAUUUUUCUGCUAUUCAAAGAAAAAUGUUCCACUCUUAGAAGAGGAAGGAAAAGUUGUCCAUCCUGGAAAUGUUAUUGAGGAUCUGCGGGCUACUGGGUACAAAGUCUCAUUUACAGACCAACCAGAAACUGAUAAUAUGGAGACGCUUACUCUUUCUAUGAAGUCCUCACAGGUGGUCAUCUUUGGAAUUUCUGAUGAGUUUGUAUCCAAUGAGCAAUGUCACAAUCUGAUCAUCUAUGCAAAGGAAACUUUACACAAACCAAUCCUACUUAUAACCUUGGGCAAAACAUCCAACUGGUUGAAACAGAACAUCAGCAUUGUUCUUGGAGAUGAGGUGUAUGUAAAGAUGCAGGACUUGACUAGAUAUUCUGUGAAGAUAAAAGAACUGACCGAGGCUGUGAAGACUAAAGCUGGUAUCAAAAAGAUGCAAGCGUACCCACAGUGCUUCAUCAGUUAUUGCUGGGCCAACUCUCUUACUGCUGUCCAGACCGGUUCAUCCUCAACAUCCAAAGCUCUUGGGUGGGGCGAUCCCCGGAAGUUGAAAAAAUUUCUGGAAGACAACGGUGUGACGUGUUGGAUCGACACUGAACAAAUGGGGCAGGAAGGAUUUUUCGAAGACAUUGCAGAAGGUUUACGAAAAGCCAACGUGAUGAUUGCAUGCGUUUCGAAUGAGUAUGCCGAGUCUAGGAACUGCCGGAUGGAGUUUCGCUUUGGCUUGUCCACACUUCGCAUCCCUAUCAUUUUGGCAGUGGUUGGAACUGGGUAUCAGUGGGAGCGUUCGCAGGUCGGCAUGAUCGCAGUGGGUCAGGACUGCCCAAAGGUCAACCUCCAGUACGAAAAUCGGGCGGGGCUGCUAGACGUUCUAGCCCUCGUCAAGAAGGCUUUGCCGGCAGAGAAUGAUGGCCAUGCAGAGGUGACUCCCCUUGGUCAACGCCAAAUUGCUUUCCAGGAAGUGCUGGAACUGACGCAGCGAAAGUUCCUGAGACAGCUGACGUCCUACAUGUCGGCCAGCGACAUGCACGACUUCCCGCGCCUCGUCCUUGUCGAUCUUGUCGAUAAGAGUCGGGACGAGCAGGUGGUGUCAUCAGGUGACGACACCAUCAAAACCCUGCACGACGGGGGCGGGGAAUGCGAGCAAGAGAAAGGCGAGCAAGAGAAACAAGAGAUGAAACAAAAAUUGAGCACGUCCGUAGCGACCCAGGUCUACUGUUGCCGACUGUUGUGUGAGUGGGAACUGGGGUGGCACGAGACGUCGUCUUGCCUCCCACUGUCUGUCGACCACGUGACUGGAGCGGAUAUGCUCAGUGAAGUAGCGCCAUACUGCGCGCGCAUCCUGGCCAUUCUCAAGCACACGUCCUUGUCCUUACCGAUCCUGACUUCUCCCGCUGGAGAACUACUCUGUAAAAAGUUCGAAGAGUGGGGCAGUUCCCGUGGCAGCAGUGAAUUCCAGGAGGAGUACAAAAAGAUUCUGGAACUGGCGAUCGAAUUAGACGUGAACAAAACUUAUGGUGGUCUGUUCAGAUGUCAAAUGACCAGCGGCAAGCAGCUCUGGCUGUGUUCGGAGCAUCGUCAGUUGGUCAGCCGCCCGCUGGACGAACGAGCAACCAGCAGCACCCACACCACCGCCACCAACGAAGUAGUCGACGACAACGAGGCGACAAGCGCCUCAACUCCUUCCUCUGAUGCAUUUCCUGAAAGCCGUGAAAACCAGACAACUGCAGACGCAAGUGGGUCAGAAGAACCUCAGACUACCUCUCCGGUGCCAGAAAACCAGACCCCAGUCAGGCAGGUUCCGAGACCACUUCUGCGCCGUGCAACUAGCAGAGCUUGUCGCCUGAUGUGAAGUGCAAAGGGCGUGACGCAGCGAGGAAGUGUCGCCUAAUUUGAUUGCCUCGUUCCGCAACAAGUAUAUUGAAAGUUUCUCUAGCUCCGACCAUGUGUUUAAAAGGAUGUUGAAGGUUGAACGACAAAGAACCAAUUAAAAUAAUGUUCAAUUAGAAGCUUUUCUUUUCAUGAACAUAAAAUCGAAUUUUCAAACCAUUCAACCUCAGUGAUGCUGAUUUUGGUCUCCUAAUGACUGCUGAUAUGACAUCUGGCAAUUAUGUUUCUCAAAUCUUUCUGUUUGUCAAUUAUGAAUAUUAUAUUUAUACUAUUAAUAUUAAUGGUAUGCUCGUGUUCCUCUAGUUCCGAGUAUAUGUGUGUUAAAUGAUAUAAAAAAUAAAUAUCAGAGACCCAGUAAAAUAACGUUAAAAAUAGGAAGAUACGUCGCUUUUCAUGAACGUAAUAUACUUAAGGUUUAACAUUAUAUCAUGUCCCUCUAGUUCCGUCCAUAAGGGUGUAAAAUGAUAUAAAGAAUUAAAGGCAGUAAAAAUAAAAUGCUAAAUUGGAAGUUUUGCUGUUCAUGAUCAAAUGCUCUAAAUUUAGCAACCAUAAUCUCAGUGAUGCUGAUAUCGUCUGGCAGACAUUUUCUUUCUGAUAUAUAACAUUUGGUAAUUGUGUUUCUGACAUCUAUCAGCAUGUUUAUUAUGAACAUUAUGAAAGUAUAGUACUGUGUUAUUCAAGUCUCCUAGAAUUAGCACCAUUAAUACUAGAGUUAUGUUUAUAUAGUCAUAUUAAUGCUCUUAUAGUGUUUGUUUUUGCGAUCAGUUCCUAUUGUUAUUGGUUGAUGACCCGUAUUUUGUUUACAUACUUUAAAAGGUUAGAAGUUCUGCCGCCCGCUUUAUUCUUAGAAAUAAAUAGAGACAUGUUAGCCUUCAGUUAGCGUCCAGUUCUAUCUGCAGUGGCGGCUCAGACACAUGAAACAAAACUGUCUGUACUUUUUUUAUCACUAUUCGGAUUCCUCUUGUUCGCUCCCUUCCUAUUUUGUUUCAGAAUUCCUCACUCCUCUGCUUUCCUACAGCAGAUGACCUCAUUGUGAUAAUAACAUUUAUCCAAGGGAAAACUUACGACUAACGUACUUUCACGUUAUUGUGCAACAAAAUAGUGGAUCUCCCUUCUCGGUCCGAUAGCGACACAUUUUUUUUGUAACCAUUGCUCCUCGCUGAUAUUGCAUAAUAGUGUCUAAUUAAGGAAUUGUCUAAUAUCUUAACGGUAAGAUCAUCUUAAUAUUACAGAUUUUUUGCUGACAUGGUUUUAUUUAAAACAUUGAUGCUUUCAUGUUUGAUUUUCAUAUGUGAUUUGUGAUAUUUGAGCUUUCGAAUUCUCGAUGUUUGCCAUAUUAUGUACUUUGUGUAGUUUAUUAAUUCUGCUCCACUGUAAAAUGUGUGGUUAGACACUGAGUUAAGUGUGUCACGUCGUAUUGUAUGGGUUUCACUCAGCAAUAAUAGCAGUAGUUGUGGUAGUAUUGAUGUUUUUCAUGUGCGGGGUUUUUCAUGUGCGGGGUUUUUAAUCGCAUAGAAACGUGUCUGAAUCACGUAAAAAUAAAUUACUAAGGGGUCUGUAACCGUACUUACUUUGGGGUCGUAAGUGUUUCGAUCGGUGAUCUCAUCGUUUCAGAUAUUUUGAAUAAACAAAACAUGAAAUUUGAUAGUUCAUGACGUUCUCAAGCGUCAGUAACGGUUUUAUGGUUAUAACGGACAUUAGGAUUAAAAAUAAAUCACGAAAAUAUUAAAUAUUCAUUGCUGUGUACUUCUUCAACUACUGAUCGAUAAGACCUCCAGUAUUUUUAUCAGGGUAAGGGGGAGCUUAAAAUUCCCGAAGAGUUUUAACUGAGGGUCUGACAACCCCUUGAAUGUUAUGAGCCUUGUUCGUGUGUAGCUCAGUCUUCACGAUCUGUCUACCUCAGCUCAGCUGUGCACAGUACGUCCUUCGAUAUAUUGAAACGAGCUUCUUCACUUUCCGUCCAGCAUUCAUUGUUGAAUUAUUUGAGGACGUGGGUAACAGCGGUAUCCUAUGACAUGGUUUGUUAUUUACAGAUCACCGGCCAGCAGUGAAACGGGUUGUGCCGAUAUCCCACCAAACCCUCUCCUUCUCGUCGUAUUUUUCCGGUUUUUGCUGAUUUUAGACACUCUGUAUGAAUAUUCUAUCAAAUUUACUGUCUCACUUUAAUCCGUCUUUAUACGGAGUGUUGUUACUGCGUGACUCCUGCCACCGGUGAAGAUUUUUUAAAAGUAAUAUUUUGUGAGUUUUGAUAUAUCUUUUAUUUUUGCUGUUCAGAGCCUCAAUUUAUACAAUAAUUUGUGUUGUGACUUAAACCCCAAAAAGAUUUUGUUGUCUGUGAUAUACGCUGUAUUAUUUUAAACUUUAAUUGAACAAUACUCCAGAAAUUAUUUUGGGUCACUUGGUGUAGUUUACCUCAGAUUUUCUUAACUUUGCUCAGAUUGCUCAGUAACUCAAAGCUCACAAGCUCAUACAGUGUCACUAUUUGACAUUGUUGCUUGUUUUAUUUUAUUUCACAUAUAUCCACUGAUCUUAUUAGUACUGCAUAAUUUAGCAUAUUUGAACGAUAUUUUGAUUUAACGUAGACAAAUUGUAUUCAAGUGUUGAGAAAAUAAAGUGUAGAUGUCACAGAUA